Molecule: messenger RNA, 467 nt
Organism: Coccinella septempunctata (seven-spotted ladybird)
Lineage: Eukaryota; Metazoa; Arthropoda; Insecta; Coleoptera; Coccinellidae
Exons: 4
Coding region: 38-361 (107 amino acids)
Source: RefSeq, a predicted model, not a curated record
UUCAAGUUUGCAGAAACUGAAUAGAAAUGCUAUUCCCAUGCCUUGGGUAAUCUCUUCUUCUGCAGCAAAUACAUUGGAAAGCAUGCCUUCCCUUAUUAAUGUGGAACAUGCUGGUACAUCAGGUAUAUCCACAUUCCCAGCGUCAGUUCUAGCUGAUGAGGUAGAACCUAGCACUGAUGAGGAACAUGCUGCUGUAUCAAGUACUUCCACAUUCCCAUCAUCAGUUCCAGCUAAUGAGGGAAAAGCUUCUGUAACUGAAGAGAUACAUGCAGGUACAUCAAUUUCAUUAUCAGGUAUGGUUUUUGCUUUCAAUGAAAAUCUUAAAACUUUUAUUCAUUUUGUAUGUAAGAAUUGUCAUUAGACAAUUUCUGACUUAUUAUCAUCACUGAUCAUUAUUACAUAUCAAGUAUUGAGGUGUGUCAGCAAACUUUUUCUAUUAUGAAUAAAUGUAAAAAUCAUUUGUCUAU